UGUCUGCUAUCUGCUAGGCAGCUCGGCUUCCUUUCUCUCGAUCCCACGUCCCACGUCAUCAGAUCAUGCGCGUGCAUUAAAACGUUCGCGUUGGUCCGCGUGUACGGCGCGAGGAAAAUAAUGGAAGUGACGAGCUCGAAUUUUCAGGACGUGCUGUGCGAGUUGGAAAACGUCUUAAAGGACGCUACUUUUCUCAGUAUUGACGGCGAGUUUACCGGCCUUAAUUCGGGUCCGGAUGCAGGCCCCUUCGACACACCGGCUCAGUAUUAUGGCAAGCUACGAGCGGGAUCGAUGGACUUUCUGCUCGUACAGUUUGGUCUGUCCGUCUUCACGUACAACUCGCAAACGAACAAAUAUUCUCAGCGCUCUUAUAACUUCUACGUGUUUCCCAAACCGCUGAAUCGCCAGAUACCGGACAGCAGGUUUAUGUGCCAGGCGUCGUCCAUAGCGUUCCUAGCAAAUCAAGACUUUGACUUCAACAAGCUGUUCAAGUAUGGCAUACCGUAUCUCAGUGCCAACGAAGAGGAAAAGCUUGUCAAACGCCUGGAGGAAAAACAGAAACUCAAAGAGGAAAACAAUCAAGAUAUAAUUCCAAUACCAGAUAAUGACAAGCCUCAAAUAGAAGAGAUAUGUUCUAGAAUAGAGAAUUUUCUUGCCUCAGAUGCAAAAGAGUUGACGAUAGACAGAUGUAAUGGUUUUAUGAGGAGACUGGUAUAUCAAGAGGCGCGAGUCAGGUGGCCUAAUAAAGUGAAAGUUGAAAGUAAAAUUGAGAAUACCUGGAACUGUCUUUUGGUCCAGAGAGUAGGUACCAAGGAGGAAGAGGAAGAAAGGGAAAAUGAGAAACGUGAAAAGGAAAAAUUGGAGAUUAAACAGGCCGUAGGACUCAGCAACCUGCUGAAAAAGAUUGUAGAGUCUGAAAAGAUAAUAGUGGGACAUAAUAUGCUGUUAGAUCUGUGUCAUAUUAUACAUCAAUUUUUUACACCUUUGCCAAGUAACUAUUCGGAUUUCAAGACUUUGAUUCAUGGUUUGUUUCCUAGUUUAUUGGAUACAAAAGUCAUCUGUCAAUCGCAGCAAUUUAAAGAGCUUGUGUCGUCGUCGAAUUUGAACAUAUUAUUAGAAAUUGUGAGCAAGCCUCCUUUUUCCAUUCCCGAUAUCGAGCCUGUUGAGGGACGCAGUUAUUCGAUAUCAACAGAAAAAUCACACGAGGCAGGAUAUGACGCGUACAUCACUGGAUUAUGCUUCAUUGCAUUGUCCAAUUAUCUUGGCAUAUUGCAAAACUCCGAAAAUGCUACGGUGUUACCGAAUUCACCGUUGCUUAAUCCUUUUCUUAACAAACUUCCUAUAGCAAGACUGAAAGAUUUUCCAUACGUAAACUUGGUAGGAAAAGAUCCAAAUCCUAGCAGAGAGCACGUAUUUUACAUAACAUUCCCCAAAGAAUGGAAACACGCGGAUAUAAGUCAACUCUUUAGCCCAUUUGGAGGUGGAUAUGUUUCAUGGUUAUCUGAUACAUCCGCGUAUAUAGGCUUAUAUCGUCGCGAUCAGGCUAGCGCUGUGAUGGCGAACUUGUCCAAGGGAACUGUUUGCAAAAUACAAAAAUAUGCCCAGCAUCAAGCCACCUUGCAGGCCGAUGUCUCUUCUGAGGACCGCAAACGAAAGUUGUCAUCAUCCGAGAACGUGGACGCGAAGGAUGACGAGAAGUCGACGGCCAACGGCGUGAAGGCACCGGAGAAUGACGACGAGUGGCAAGUUGCCACGGGUAAAAGGCGCAAGAAACGCAAGGAGCAAGCGGCAGCCGUCGUGGCUGACAAGAAGGCUUUCGAGGAAAACGAUGCCUGGAAUUAACCGCGGUGUGUUCCGGGGGAACAUUACGUUGAGUAGCGAAAUGAUAUGCAGCGAAUGCAUAUAUGCACAAAUACGUAACAGCGCCGAAACGCGUGCUGAAUCAAAAAUAAAAAAGAAAAAAAAUACUUUGAUUUCAUUGACCUCCACUUCUAAUCAUUAGACGAAUGUCAAUGUGUGUUUAAUGUCAACAUGUUCGAGAUAUUUAUAAAUAUUUUUAAAUCCUUAAUAAAUCCUUUAUUUCUGAUAACA
This is a messenger RNA of Temnothorax curvispinosus, 2091 nucleotides long. Its product is annotated as poly(A)-specific ribonuclease PARN-like. Bases 121 to 1842 code for a protein of 573 amino acids. Gene Ontology annotation, molecular function: poly(A)-specific ribonuclease activity; metal ion binding; RNA binding. The record is from RefSeq and is a predicted model, not a curated record. Lineage: Eukaryota; Metazoa; Arthropoda; Insecta; Hymenoptera; Formicidae. Gene Ontology annotation, biological process: nuclear-transcribed mRNA poly(A) tail shortening. The transcript has 12 exons. Gene Ontology annotation, cellular component: nucleus; cytoplasm.